Messenger RNA from Anolis sagrei ordinatus, 2281 nucleotides. RefSeq names its product MAP6 domain containing 1 (gene MAP6D1). Lineage: Eukaryota; Metazoa; Chordata; Lepidosauria; Squamata; Anolidae. Gene Ontology annotation, molecular function: calmodulin binding; microtubule binding. The record is from RefSeq and is a predicted model, not a curated record. Gene Ontology annotation, biological process: microtubule cytoskeleton organization; cytoskeleton-dependent intracellular transport; regulation of microtubule cytoskeleton organization. Gene Ontology annotation, cellular component: Golgi-associated vesicle; microtubule; cis-Golgi network.
GAGUGUGCUUCCCUUUCCUUUUUGGAGCACAUUGAUCCUCAUCAUGUUCCAGUUGAGGGUGCCUGCAAAGAGGAGAAGGAGAGGCAUUUCCCAAAGAGGGAGAGCAAGGGAUGAAGGCAGAAAGCUUUCCCCAACACCCCCUCCCUUCACUCCAUCCCUUCUUUUUGCAUUCCUGGCAGAUGCUGCUGCAUUAAGCCCCUUCUGUCAGCUUGGGGAAAGGGGGAAGGGGGGAGAGAUAGUAUGCUGGUGCACAGGGGCAUCACGUGUUUGGGAGCUUCUGAAAGAGGGAUAUUGACCAAAGUGAGAGGAAGGGGGGGGGGGGAGAGAGAGAGAAGAGGGAGAAGGGUGCAAAGGGGGGGGGGAAUAGGAGGAGAGAAAGAGAGAGGGAGCAAUUGGGGAGAAGGAGGCGCUGCGAUUGGCAAGCGUGCUGAGGAGGGCAAGGCUGUUCCUCUCUCUGCCUUUGGUUCUACCGCGAUCUCCCUUGGAGAGAAGCCCCCCUCCCUCCCUCCCUCUCUUCUUUCUUCCUCGCUUGGCYCCUUGCAUGGUGUGGCUGCCUCUCCUUCCUCUUCCUCUUCCUCUUCCUCUUCCUUGGCCAUGGCUUGGCCCUGCAUCAGCCGCGUGUGCUGCUUGGCCCGCUUCUGGAACCAGAUGGACAAGUCGGACUUGGCGGUGCCCCUCACCAUCCACAAUUACUCCGACAUCGAGGAGGAGGAGGCGGUAGGAGCAGCAACAGGAGGAGCAGGAGCAGGGCUAGGGCCAGGAGGAGGGAUGGCCCCCCACCCGCCCCCCAAGAUCCCAACAGGUGGAAGCAGCAGCGGCAGCAGGUCCCACGCGCAGCCCGCCCUGCACCCCCCGCGGGGCUCCUCUUCCGCGGCUCCCCUCCCGGUCUCGGCGUCCGCGCCUUCGCUGCACCAGCAUCCCCCCCACCCCCAUCACCACCCCCACCAUCAUCCCUCGCAGGAGGAGGACCUUCUCGGCCCUUCCAAGCGACCCUCCAAAAGGAGCACCCCACGCCGCCGCCCCGCCGCCGCCGAGACUCAGUACCAGCAGGACUUCCGCGCCUGGCCCCUCCAGAAGAGGGACGCCUUGCCCUGGGUGGGAGAGGCCCGCGGGCGGGUAGAGAGCCCCCGCACAGAGGCACAGCCCUCCCACGCCAACGCCGCCGCAGCAGCAGCACCCUCCUCCUCUUCCCACGCCGGCAUCCCCGGGGCUAUACACUCCUCCCGCGUGUACGUGCUGCCCGUGGCUGUGGAGGGAGAGCCCGUGGGCGGCAAGGAAGCCGGGUACAAGCCCCUUUGGCCACACGCCGCCGCCGCCGCCGCCUCCUCGCCGCCCCCUGGAGCCGCCAAGCACACCUCUUCCUCCUCCUACAGGCAGGAGUAUCGUCCAUGGUCAGGAGCUAAAAGAUCAAGACCCACCAAAACAACACAAGGCUUCAUUAUCCCAGAGGAUCACUUUGCAUCGGAAUCUAGCUACAAGGCAGACUUCAAGAUUCCAGAAGUGAAAGGGAAGUUUUCUCCAAACCCUUCUGCUGUUUUCCAGGCACCGUCUCGCAUCCUAAAUGUAUGAAUCUGGAUCGUAGCCCUUUCCCAUCCAGGCAGCUUGAAUGUUAAGGUUGUGAAAAUGUACAGCUAUGCAACUUUCGUGAGUGAUAUAGAGAUAAGAGUGAGAGUUAUUACCAGCAAUGACAGAAAAUAUCAGAAUUUAUUCAUCUAUUGUGAACAUGUAAAACACAAAGCACUUCCUAGUUGGAGUUUGUAUAACAUAAUGGAAAGAAUGACCUAGUUUCAUAAACACAGGCUUAUUAAUACUGGCCCAGCUGGCUUGACAAUUAAGGUGUUAACUUUGGUCAGCAAAAAAAACAGCAAUUUCAACAUAUUCUUUAUGCCUAAAUGCAGUGGGAGGCUGGAAAAGCUUCUCUCUUAAGUGAGUAUAGGCACAUUGAUAAGAGAAAGGGGGAAAAAACAAAUUGAUAUUUGAAGUUUGCUAGAGCAUGGAAUCAACCUCAAAAGUUGUUAUUGCACAGACUUCUCAUGUUUUUUGCAAACGGUUGUCCAGGGUAAAAAGUAUAAUUUUUUUUACUAGUUUUCUCCGGAACAUGGUGCUCCACACAAAUGCUGACCAGUUAUAGACUUCCUCAAUCAUAGUUUAGUUUCUGUAUAUCUUUCUCCCCCCCCCCCGCCUCCAGGACUAGUUUAAACAUUAAACAAAUUUCUUACGGGUCUAUUCCAGGCAUGGGCAAACUUGGGCCCUCCAGGUAUUUUGGACUUCAGCUCCCACC